Durio zibethinus is the source of this 1481-nucleotide messenger RNA. Its product is annotated as EPIDERMAL PATTERNING FACTOR-like protein 2. The record is from RefSeq and is a predicted model, not a curated record. Lineage: Eukaryota; Viridiplantae; Streptophyta; Magnoliopsida; Malvales; Malvaceae. Gene Ontology annotation, biological process: guard cell differentiation; stomatal complex development.
CCUACGAUCAUUCAUUCAUGUGACCAUAAAAGACCAAGAGAAGUGGAAAAAGAUGAUCAAUCAUAGAAAACAAAUCAUAUCUAAUUAUGCAAAAGACAUGAGCCCAGGCGCAUUGCAUGUGAUUAAGCCAUCAUGAUUGUCAUUGAAGACAAAGAGAUAUCCGAGGAAGAAAAUAUCGUAUUUAGAUUAUGCCCCUUCUCUUUUUUCUCAGUGAAACAAAAGAAAAAAAAAAAAGAUAUGGCGUGAUGAGGUGGAAUGGCUCAGAAACCAACCAAAUCCCUCCAAAAAAGCAAAAUCAAUGGUAAAAAUUUUAAUAUUAAUAUAUCAAAAGGAAAGCGAAAUUACCCAAUUUCCUACAGUUGUUAUUUCAUGUCCGUUUGUGGGAACUCGGUGGCGUUUCUGGUGUUUCUUUGUUGUUAGGUUCUUUUAGUUUCUUCUUUUUUUGAAUUCCCUUCUUUUCUAUGAGGGUUCUGUCUUUACUGUCGUUGCCGCUAUCUUCUGCCCUGCUUCUGUUUGCUUCUCCAAAAUCGUCUGUGUUUGAAAAAUCUUUGUUGGUAUUGUAGCUUAACAGGUCGGAAAAGGCUCAAGAAUCGAGGUUAAUAAGGUUCUUCCCAUUUCUGGGUUUUUUUUUUUUCCUUAGAUUUCUGUAUAACUUAUUAUUUGUCCUUCCACGUUCCAUCAUUUCAACAGAGAGCGAAAUAACGCUUAUAUCAUGCUGUCAAUUCAUUCACUGAAACCGCUCUCUUGUUCUGUUAUAUAAACUUAUCGCUCUCUUUUUAUCCCAAAUUUGCCAUUUUACCUUCCUAAAUUCUCAGUGUCUUAAUACUUGUUUGAAAAGCUUUAUAUUUAUAUAAUUAAAGUCUCUGUCUUGGCUCAUUUCUUCUUUUUCUCUAUUGAGUUCUUCUUCUUCUUCUCCGUACCCUUUGCCUCUUUAGCUUCCUUCUAUUGUUAUCUUCUUCAAAAUGGUUUGUAGUCACAGUUUCGUAUUUUGCCAGAGACCCUGCUAUUUUUCCCUUCUUUUUCUCUUGAUUUUAAGCACAACCCAAGUGAUCAGAUACAAAGCUGAAGGUAGACCAAAUCCCAAAUCUGAUAGCCUUUCCAAGACAGUAAAUGAAGAGAAGGCGACGUUGAGAGCUCAGAUAGGUUCAAGGCCGCCAAGGUGUGAGAGAAGGUGCAGCUCAUGCGAGCACUGUGAAGCCAUUCAAGUGCCAACAAAUCCCCAAGUCCGAAAUGGGAACAGGAAUUCUUCAACAUUAAUCUCUGAUGUUGCCUAUGCAAGAGGAGAUUACAGCUCCAACUACAAGCCGAUGAGUUGGAAAUGCAAAUGUGGGAACUUCAUCUUCAACCCCUGAUGAAUAUAGUUCGCCAGAACAGAAUUUUAUGUUCUUGAAUACCCGUUUUUGAACCAUUUAAAUCAGUGUAAGACAAAUGUUAGUAAUUUUUUUUGGCUUUGUCUAUUGUUCUCUUGCUUGUGAGAAUCA